Messenger RNA from Arachis ipaensis, 1049 nucleotides. RefSeq lists its product as uncharacterized. The record is from RefSeq and is a predicted model, not a curated record. Lineage: Eukaryota; Viridiplantae; Streptophyta; Magnoliopsida; Fabales; Fabaceae.
GUUGAAAAAUGCACGCGUCGACGAACGCGUCUUCUUCUGUGUGCAUACCGCGUCACCCAAGCUUUUACUACGCUACCUAUAUAAACUCACAAGAUCCCAAUUUCUUCUCCUAAUUUCUCAAUUUCUUCUUCUUCAAUCUCGAUUCGAUUACAAAACAUGGGUGGUGGGAAGGAUAAGCAUGAUGAAGGUGACAAAGGACUUUUCACAAACCUUGCCCAGGGCUUUGCUCAUGGAGGAGGACAUGGUUACCCACCUGGGCAAUACCCUCCACAACAAGGGUACCCUCCACAAGGUUACCCUCCACAACAGGGGUACCCUCCACAAGGUUACCCUCCACAACAUGGGUAUCCUCCACAACAGGGAUACCCUCCACAGGGGUACCCUCCACAACAAGGAUACCCUCCAGCUGGUUAUCCUCCUCAACAUGCAUCAGGAUCUCAUGGUGGCGGACAUGGCGCUAUGGGGGCAGUGCUUGCAGGCGGUGCUGCCGCCGCUGCUGCUGCAUAUGGUGCUCACCAACUUUCCCAUGGCUCUCAUGGUGCUCACGGAGCUCACGGCGGCUAUGCGCAUGGCGGCGGCUAUGGAUAUGGUAUGCCCCAUGGUGGCAAGUUCAAGCACGGCAAACAUGGCAAGUUCAAGCAUCAUGGUGGCAAGUUCAAGCACGGCAAACACGGCAAACAUGGUAUGUUUGGCGGAAAGUUCAAGAAGUGGAAAUGAGGAAUGUAUAAUCAUGAUACACACUACUAAUCGCUUGCUGCUGCAUAAUGCUUGUGUUGUUAAUAUAUAAAUAAAACCAUUACAUGGUAUGAUGUUUACUGAAUCCAUCAUCUUUUAUUGGUUGACCCUUUUUCAUUUUUUUCCCCGGAUAUAUCUGUACUUUCUUUUGGCUAUGACAAUGAUCGCUGAUGAUAAUUUCAAUUACCUUCCUGAAUUUCAUUAGAACGACACAAUGAUUGCUGGAUAACAUGGGGAUCCUUGAGGUUUUUAAUUUAUUUAUGCCUUUCUAGGCAGCAAGAAGCAAUAGAUUGAUUUAGCAUGUUCCUUUGUUA